This is a messenger RNA of Drosophila takahashii, 3820 nucleotides long. RefSeq names its product ras guanine nucleotide exchange factor B. The record is from RefSeq and is a predicted model, not a curated record. Lineage: Eukaryota; Metazoa; Arthropoda; Insecta; Diptera; Drosophilidae.
CUCGUCGGAUUCGUUGCGCGUUUAAAAUUCGCGAAUUUUACCCCCAAAGCUCGUACAAUUAAAAUCGAAGCAGAGGCAGAAGAGAAACAAGAAACACAAAUAAAAUGCGGUGCGGUUUAAAAAAAUAAAAUUUUGAAUCCUUCUUUUUUGAAACAAAGAGUGCCCGGAGAAGGCACAACGCACAAAGUGAGAGAAAAUAUCUAUAUUGGAGUGCAGUAAAUAGAAUACAACCAAACACCAAAAUGUCGACAGUUGUGGAACAGGCGGCCACAGCGGGCAACACACCAAAAACAGCAGCGGCAGCGGUAGCAAAAGCAGAGAUAUCAAGUGGCGCUGCAGCUGGAAAAUCAGCAAUAUCUGCCGCGGCCACGCCCCCCGCGACUUCCGCCCCCACUGCAGCAGCAACAGCGGAAAUUGAGCAACUGCAACAGGCAUUAAUCGAGAAACAAACCCAGCUCUAUGCCCUGGAAUCGGCCUGUCUGAGGGAAACCGAACGGCAAGUGGAACUGGAGGAUAGUGUGAUUGCGUGGCAGGAUAAAUACGAUCGGCUGUACGAAUCGCACAAGCGGGUGCAGAAGGUCAAUCAGAGUCUGGAGGACAAGAUGCUCAAGCUGGUGGAUCGAAAUGCCGGCGAAAGGGCCCAGUUGACCAGUGAUGUGGCCACCUUGAGUGUGAGGCUCGCCCAGGCCAACUUCAACAUCGCCAAGUUGCAGAGGGAAAUCGAACGCUACAAGGCCGACAUUAGCCUGGCCAUCCAAUUGCUGCAGUGCAAGCCGGAUAGUUUUGUGUCCCAAAAAGUGUCAUCGCUCCCCAUUGAUAUUCAGUCGAAGGUGUCGGCGUACAUGCGAUUGGAGACGAACUCCCAUUCCGAUUCCGAGUGCAGCAAUAGCGGAGUGGGCGUGGCCACCACAGCUUCCUAUAAAGUGCUUCCGGCCUCCGAUUCGCCGCCCCCCUCCGCCUGCCCCUUCCCGCCGACGGCCAUGGUCUAUUCGAUGAGGGGAAUCGAUGCCGCCAAUGGGAAUGCGGUCACAAAUCCUCAACAGCAGACGAAUCAAUCCACAAACAACAAUAUCAGCAGCAGCAACAACAAGGACACGCUUAACAACAACAACAAUAAUAAUAAUAACAACACCAGCAGCAUUAAUAAGUGCAACAACAAUCAAACUAAUACAAAUAUUAUCAAUAAUAAUGCAAAUCAAACAAACACUAAUAAUCCCGAUAUGAUAUCGCCAACAAUAAUGGCGAAAUUCCUCGAGGACGAACUGAAGGCAAAUGAGGUAAAACACUGCGAUACGUGUCAGUGCAGCAAACAGGACCUCCAGGUCCUCGCCGAUGUAUCGCGUUCCUAUUCGGUGGCCACCCAAACGCCCCAUCAGCUGCAACUUGGCGUUGGAUCAUCGGGAUUAAACGAACCGCUGACCAAUCAACUUUGUCUGCGGUGUCAUAGCAAUCUGAACUCACCAUCGCGAACCAAUAGUCCGUAUCUCAUGAAGAUGGUCAAGUCCAGUGAUUCGGUGAUAUCGGAGACCAAGAGUUCCGUUUCGGAUCUCAACGAUAUGGACAAGCUAUUUACGCCGGCCAAAAAAGAUGAUCUGAUGGUGAAUCCCAUAUUGGGACAUCAUCGUCUCUGCGAAAGAACUGCAAUAUCUGGAGUUCAGAAUGGAGAAUUCGGCAAUGGAAAGCUGACCACCUCGACGAUGAUGUAUCCCACUACGCAUUUGGGUGCCUAUGCUGCGGAAAAGUAUCUCCUGGAGACGAGUAAUCUUGGCCAGCUGAGGACGGGUUAUCAGAGGCGAUUUCUGGAUGGCGGAGGAACUGCCCUGCAACUGUUGAAUAAAUACGAAGCCAGUGCAGUGGGCAUAGUACAGGAUGAUUUGGAAGAUGAAUCGAGUAAACCUCUGUUGUCGGGUAUUUCGCAACCCAGUCUUUUGGAUUCCGAGCAGACCAAUCCCCCACAGCAAUCGGUGACUCCCAAACUGGAGGAUGUCUGCGAACCGCCGCCCAGUAAGCCAGUUGCUCCAGUGGCUCCGCCAGGAAGUGCAGCUCCUGCUGCUUCUUCAGGAACUCAACUGAAGUCCACCAACUCAGGAAGUGUCCAGAGUCUGUGGAGCAACAAGACCAGCAGCUGCGAGGGGGCCAAAAUGUUUGAGACCUUCAACAGGAAUCUAAUCAAAACGAUUAAGGCGGAGAAUCCCAAGUACCGUGGACCCCGCCUGUGCGCCAUGCGAAUCCAGCAAAAUGGCCAGAGCAACAUCCUGCUGGACAACCUGGAGUCCAUCGAAACCUACACCCCGGUGAUCUACAAGCGUCGCGAGAAGCUGCUCGAUGAAGAACUCAACGAUGGCAAGGACAUUAUCACCAGCAAGGAGAGCAAUGCCCAGUCGGCGGUGGAAGCCUGGCAAGGACCUGCUGCUCCGCACGAGAACGUGGCACUUCAACCGGUUCUAGAACCCCAGGUGGAAUUACCCGAACUAGAAGCCAUCGAAACGAAAGUCGAAUCAACCACAAAUCCCGGCGUGAAUUCCCCGAAACACUCGGCCAAUUCCAGUUCCAUUAGCGAUAUAAUUGAUUACCAGGAAAGUGUCCUUUUAAGACGACAACAACUCAGUCGAGUGGCCGAAUGGGUUCAGCAUAAUACCCAGCAAUUGGAGCAGCGGAAUCUGCAGCAGGCUCCUCCAACCAGCGAUUCGAAUUCGGGCACUGAAAGGCAGUCCUCGUACUCCACGCUGGAUAGGAUGGACUCCAUAUCGAUAGAGAAACUAUCCAUGGAUUCGGGCUAUAAAACUACGCCACAGCAACUGACGAAUGGUUAUCCCGAAAAAUCCACAGAGGAUUCGUUGUCACCCAAGACGGAUAUUACUAGCAAUUCGCUGCCGGAAAAUCCCCUAACAACUGAAGUUCCCCCCAAGAAAACGGAAAUGUGCACUACCUAUUAUAGAAGAACCACCCGAUCGGGUUUGCCGGUGGCCUACACCACCACCGUUUCGGGGGUCGGCGGUCCAGCUGAUGAGUCCACAUCCUCGGGCUCCGAGGCUCCGCAGCUCAUCUGCCCCGAACAGCCCACGUGUGAUAUUCUGAACUACAAGUACUAUCCCAAUGAUACGGACAAAACGCGAUCGGUUCAGGCAGAGCUGCAUACGACCACCCAGAAUGUGGAUAUAGCCCAGAUGGAAUAUAAUGUAAAGCAGUUUCUGCUAAAGCAAAACGAAUGGUCCAUGAAUGGGGGAGGAAAUGGAAAUGGAGGAUCUAAUCCCGGAGUCUUACUGCAGGGAUCUUCUGGAGCAGCUGCGGCCGCUAGAAUGCUGCAGCGCAGGAUUUUGGGUCCCGGCGUGGGUGAGCGGGUCAGGAUGGCCACUCCCGGAGGAGCUGUGGCCACCAAAGCGAGCAGUACCACCCAGUCAUCCAACAUCCUGCCACCCCACAGAACUGAAACGAAUUUAUAAGCAAACGGGGUCAAGGAGUUCGCUAGCAAGAGGAAACCAAACUGUAUUCUAGUCUAGUUUUGCUACCCUUAGUUCAUACUCCACACGAUCUAUAUAAAUACUACAUAGCAAUGCUUAAGUUGGGUGAAGGGGUUCUCAAAAAAAAAAAGAAGUAAACACAUGCUAAUAGCAAUGAUACUAUACAUAUGUACGAUAAAUGUAAUACUUACACACCACAAUCUACAAUCUAAGCUAGCUAAAGUUGCUUUGGAGCUAUAACUAAGACGAUAUAAUAUCUGGCUAGUCAGAGGGUGCGAAAAUAUCUAUGACGUUGGUUUAAAUAUAUGAUUUUAUAUUCUGUGAAAGUUCUGAGAAUGAAGAAUUUAUUUUGGAUUUUC